Messenger RNA from Amphimedon queenslandica, 4040 nucleotides. Its product is annotated as WD repeat-containing protein 11-like. Gene Ontology annotation, molecular function: protein binding. The coding region runs from base 70 to 3870 and encodes 1266 amino acids. The transcript has 27 exons. NCBI's taxonomy places the organism in Eukaryota, Metazoa, Porifera, Demospongiae, Haplosclerida, Niphatidae. Gene Ontology annotation, cellular component: cytoplasm. The record is from RefSeq and is a predicted model, not a curated record.
UUUUAACCCUUUACCAUACCCAACCUUCCAUUGUGAAUUGAUAAGGAGAUCCUGAAAGAGCAUCCCGUCAUGAGUGGAGGGACUCCUCAUAUUCCAGCUGGCGUUAAAGUAACUCCUCAGGUGAUGUGUGGUCCCGUUCAGCCAGCAAACAGGACGGCACUGGAUUGGAGCUGGCUUGGACCUGUUGCUUUUGGUUGCAGUAAGUAUGUUGUUGUCGUUGAUCCUCGAACAUCGCAAAACCUGCAGACGCUUGACGGACACAGCACAAACAUCAUAAAAGUUCGUUGGUCAAGACAGCUCCAUCAUUGCACACUGGCCUCUCCAUAUAUUCUUAGGCUGGCAUCAGUGGAUGCUAAUGGACAGUGUAUAGUUUGGGAUGUUGGACAAGCAACUCACAUCUCAAACUUUUCAAUUGGAAACAAACCACUGGUUGAUAUACAGUGGCUUACCACUAACGACACUUGUAGGGAUUUAUUGUUAAUAUUCACGUCUCCUGGUACAAUGUGUAUCUGGAAUGCUGACACUGGGACCAGAAUAAGCAGGACUACUUUUGCUGAGAAUAUUCUAUCAUUUAGUUUCAACCAUUUCUCACCCGACCAGCUAGUCUUGCUGUCUGCUGAUUAUUUCAUAUUCAUAAAUGAUUUCAACCCACCAAAGAACACCUCAGGGACUAGUAAGAAGAUGUACAUGAACGUACCACACCACCAGUCCAUAGGAGGGGGAGGGAGAGGGUGGAGUAGGGACGCACCACGUAGACUACUAUCAGAUGAAAGUUUAAAUAAUGAUGAUAGUCUUAGUUUGUCCGAUUGUCUCCAAGUUUCCUUUUCUCCAAUUUGUCGCUCGCAUUUAUUUUUACUCUACUCUCGUGAAGUCCUCAUCAUUGAUACGGACAUAAUGCAAGCCAUUGGGUCCAUUUACCUUGAGAGAGUCACUGCCCCUUUCCUUCAACUCUUCCCAUGCCAACAGAGGGACGCCCUCUACUGCCUCCAUGAGAAUGGGAGUAUUAGUUUCCGGGUCCGUCAACCUGUAGAGUUUCCCCGCACACAUACGCUAACAAUGGCCGACUUUAGAGAGCUUAUUGAUGUCACUUAUGAUCUGUACUAUUUGACAGAGCCGCAGCGAAUUAGUAAAAAUAUAAAGCCACUUGCCUUCUCUGUCUGCCCUACUACCGAGCUACAGCUGAGUGUCCUUACUUCAGAGGGUAAACUUCUUUUCUGGGACGUUGGGUUUGAGUGUAUGGGUCUGUAUGAUGGGAGAAGAGGGGAAGAGGGAGGUUCCCCUCUAUCACUCAUCAGUGCAUUGCCUGUCACUAAUGGAGGGGACAGACCGAUUGGAUCAUCUUGUGAAGGAUUGACUCUAUCACAGUCUAUAGCCCCACACUGGUUUAACCCAUCUGAUGGUACUAAUAUUUAUACACUAGUAUCUCCAUACAUGACUCUUACUAAUAUUUAUUACGGGCUGGCCUCUGCUCCCACUGUACUUAAGAUGUGUCCGCCUCUCACGACCAAAAAUUGGCAUUUUUAUAAACCCCUGGUUGCCGUCGGCAACGGUACGGGCGGAGUCCAGAUUGUUAAUUUGUCCACUCGGCAGUUGUACAGAGAAAUCACUGUACAUACGUGUGCUGUGAGAGGUAUAGAGUGGUUGAAUCACAAUACACUAAUUACAUUUGCCUAUCCUCCUCCUAACUCAAAUGGCCUCGUUCGUAAUGAGCUAGCCGCUGUUAGUUUAGACACUGGACAUGUUAAUCAAUUGAAGAAAGGAGAAAAUAACUAUGUACAGCCAAUAACUGGUGUCAGGAUAUCAACGCACAAGAAUUAUUUUGUCGUUAAUAUUAAGGACACGCCCCCAGAGUUUUAUAAUGCUAAAACUCUCUCCUUUAUGAGGUCUUUGGAAUCAAAACCAGCUUCAUUUGUAGCUGUGGAAUGGGCUAAUGUCAGUGCUUUUUCAUCCUUUGUUCCUAAGCCACACCCCCACAAUCAGCGAGUAUCGUCACCAGCUCAUAAAACAGAAACUGAAUUAGAAUCAAUUCAGACAAUAAAACAAUCACAACUACCAGAGAAAGAGAUCCUCUCAUUGAUAGAUGCUAAUUCAAACAUUCAUCACAUCACUGUUGACAGAGCUGGCUUUCAACUCGGACCCCAAUCAUCACAAAACUUUGCAUUACGCUCCCCCACUGCUAUGUCUUGGAAAGGAGACACUUUAGUUUCUGGUGACUCCGAAGGUACUUUAAUUCUAUGGGAUAUCAACGCCUCGUCACUAAAAUAUUUGGAGACUCCAAAGUCGCAGAUUAAAAAGAUGAAGUUUGGGCCUGGCAAGGGAAACAAGAGGUUAUUGGUACUUUACAACAAUCGACUUGACAUCAGAGAAAUCAACAUGAAAGAAGAUGAUAUCACAGGGCAGUACAAAUGGUCUAAAGGUGACCUCUCAGUUGAAGAUCUUGACUGGUGCUCCUCGGAUAAACUGAUAUGCCUCAUGAGUGACGGCACUAUCAGAGUCACUGACGUCAAGUUUAUCUAUUCCUCUACCGCUUAUAACCCGUCAGACUACCAUGAGACAGUUUUCAAUCCGUCCAUUGUACUCCCUCAGUCAAUGUUUAGAUUCAAGUGUCUACUCCAGCACCAAUCAUGGAAUAUUGAAUACACACUGGACCAGUUUGAUUUUUCCGAUAGUUCAAGUGAUCCGAUUGAAAAGGGAGUGGCCACACUACUAAAAACACUACCAAAUCGGUUCAGAGAUUCUUUACUCAAUGCUAAACUAGGGACUCCUCAACGCUCAUUAGUAGCAGCAAUAUUACUGGGUGAUGAAUUUGAGAUGCAGUUUUGGACGACCGCUCUGUACCACAUGAUAAAGGAAAAGAGCCGAUUACAAGACCCACAAUAUAAAAAAUACCAUUAUUCGUCAGCCCCUGAUACUAACGAUGAUUCUGAUUUAUUUCAACCUGAUUCUAAUGCAUCCACUGAUAUUGAAUCAGCUCUUAGGAACUCGUUAGAAGACCUUUUGGAAGAUGAUGGGCGGAGUUCAUCCGAUACGUUAAUUCAAGAAUCAAAUCAAAGAACGUGGCAGUUGACUCCGCCGCUUGAUCUUAAUUACGAUUUAUUCAUGGACCAAGAUAUUUAUAAAUAUUAUCAGUUGCACAGAGUUCUUUGUCAUGAUGGUAGACGACAUACUUUAAGCCAGACUAGACACUGUGCAGAAACACUUCUCUUCUUAAAACAAACCGAUCGUGCUGUACAGUUGCUACUGGAAACUGAUACUUCAUCCUCUGAUUAUUACACUGACGCGCUAAAAGCAUGUCUUGCCGCUACGAUAAGAUCAUCGGGUGCUUCUCAAAGUACGAUAAAACUGGUAGCAACUAACCUCAUUGCCAACAACAAGCUAUCAGAGGGUGCUCAGCUGCUGGCACUAAUUGAUAAAGGUUUAGACGCCUGUCGGUACAUGCAGACCUACGGCCAAUGGUACAUGUCAGUCUGGCUGGCAAAGAGCACGCUCAACGAGAGAGAAGCCAAAGAAGUGAUUAUGAGAUGGGGAGAGCACCUAGCAUCAUCUUCUGUUAAUCAAAAAAAAAAGGCUCUUCUUGUCUAUUUGUCGCUCGGUCAAUUUGUUAAAGUUACCGAAAUGUUGUACAGUAUGAGAUACUUUAAUUUAGCAGCUGUUUUUGCCGAAUCAUGUUUAGAAUACAGACUGAUGAGAAGAAAUAAAGAAACUAGUUCGCUUAUCGAGGCAGUGUUUUUAGAAUAUGCACGAUAUGCUGAUAGUCUUGGCAUGAAACGCUCAAUGAGGUAUUAUUGUAAUUUGGCUGGGGAGAAUGGACGAUUACUACUGGAGGAACACCUCUCACCGUCUCAAGGGAAAACACCAAAUUCACCUUAAGACGGACACUCUUACUAUCGUUAUUAAUUUUAGCAACUAAUAAAUUGAUUGCUGAUUUUUCUAUAUUUAAAUGUUUCUACUAUUAGUAACAUGCGUUUUAAAUAAUGAUAAAUUUAAUAAUAAUUAUUAUUAUAUAAUGAAGAGAAACAAGUUAAAAUUAUCCAUUGAAA